This is a messenger RNA of Musa acuminata subsp. malaccensis (wild Malaysian banana), 1119 nucleotides long. RefSeq names its product cyclase-like protein 3. The record is from RefSeq and is a predicted model, not a curated record. Gene Ontology annotation, molecular function: arylformamidase activity. NCBI's taxonomy places the organism in Eukaryota, Viridiplantae, Streptophyta, Magnoliopsida, Zingiberales, Musaceae.
CCUUCUGUUAUAUUCUGUUAUCAUCUAAGCGAAAUAUCGUCUUCUUCGAUCGCACACUUCCCGAUUCCAAAUCGAGCAGUAAGCUACGAGGAUCACAGGGCCAUCGCCUACGCCAUCAGCGCCAUGGCCACUACCGUCCCUCUCCUGCUUCUCUUCCUCUUCCUCUGCCGUGUCCUAUGCUCCGCCGCCGCAUCGGCUCAUCCGGGAUACCUGGAGACGGAGGCGUGCGGCGGCGAGGCGGAUCUGACUGUGGUCCGGAGGGAGGAGUACGACGGGGGGAGGAUCUUAGACAUCACCCACGUGUACCACGAGUACAUGCCGUCGUGGGACUCGGACGAGGGGCUCGGCCAAUUCCUUUGGCUCCCCAAGUCCAUGAAGAACGGCUCCCUCGCCAACAACUCCGAGAUGAAGCUCCCGACCCACACCGGCACCCACGUCGACGCCCCGGGCCAUGUCUUCCAGCACUACUUCGAGGCCGGCUUCGACGUCGACACGCUUGACCUCCAUGUCCUCAAUGGUCCAGCAUUGUUGGUGGACGUUCCAAGAGAUAAGAACAUAACCGCUGAUGUAAUGGAAUCCCUACAUAUUCCAACUGGAGUACGUCGUGUGCUUUUCAGGACAUUGAACACUGACAGGCAACUUAUGUCGAAGAAGGAAUUUGAUACAAGCUACGUUGGGUUUAUGAAGGAUGGUGCACAGUGGCUGGUGGAUAACACUGACAUCAAACUUGUCGGUGUUGACUAUUUGUCAGUUGCUGCAUAUGAUGAUUUGAUCCCUUCUCAUCUGGUUUUCCUCAAAAGUCGGGAGAUAAUCCUCGUGGAAGCCUUGAAACUAGACAACGUCAAGCCUGGUAUAUACACCUUGCACUGCUUACCUCUUCGGUUACGAGGAGCUGAGGGUUCCCCAAUCCGGUGUAUUCUUGUCAAAUGAUCGUCGUCACCCCCACAUGACUAUCAGGAAUGUCUUUGACUCCGUAGCUCAACAAAUAUUGUCUUUAGAUAAAUAAGGAUGAGCGGUGCCGACAUGGUUUAAUAUUUUCCUACAAGAACUGUUGAAGUGGGGCACAGAACAUGUAAUCUAUCUACUUGGCUGAUGAUAGACAUGUAUUAGUUUGCUUUA